AUGUCCGUCAUCUCGGACAUUGGUCCAAAAAACACCCUGCCAUCAGUCAACAUGGGCCUGCCCAGCCACCUGAUUGAGUGCCACCACCCAUGGCCGGCCUACACCACUCACACAGCCCCUGUGGUGAAGAUGCUUGUUGAGCAAGAUGAGCUGAGAAAGACUAUAUCCGCCCCCAUGGCGGGAGGAAAGCCAAGCGGAGUGCCUCCAGAAGCAGAUUUGGUAGAGAAAACCCAAGUGCCAUCGCAGCUCAGUGGAGGUAGCUGUCCUAAUGGGAUUACUAAGGACUCUGUAGGAAAGGCCAAGUCUAAGGCUGAGAGCAGUUUGCCAUCACACAGCAUAUGCAAUAGGGUAAUUUUUGCUAGGAGACCUCCCUUGCAUGUGUUACCGUAUAGCUCCUUCGUAUGUUCCAGCAAGAAGAAAUCAUCUGUCCACAGCUAGAAACAAAGAAAAGAAAAGACUCUCAGGUCUGGAGUGUAUUGAACUACUCUG
Molecule: messenger RNA, 489 nt
Organism: Struthio camelus australis
Lineage: Eukaryota; Metazoa; Chordata; Aves; Struthioniformes; Struthionidae
Source: RefSeq, a predicted model, not a curated record